UCUAACUGUCCCUCUUAACAAUUCCAAAUUUCUAGCCCACACCCAAAUGGGUUGACUUUUUUCUCUUGUUGACAUCCCUCGGGAAGAGCCGCAGCCCUGGUGUUUGAGGACCCGGUGUGCACUGGUGCUGCCACGACCUUGGCUGUCCUCGGCCCUCAUCUGGCACGAAGCUGGUUUGCAGCCCUGGGCUCCCCACACGGAAGGAUGAGGGGAGAACGUGACCGAGGUCGGCGCCUUCAUGCUGGUGGGCUUCCUCACGGCCCCGGCUGCCUCCCUCUUCGUGCUGGUGGAGAACCUGGCCGUCAUCCUCACCAUCUGGGGCAGCUCCUCCCUCCACAGGCCCAUGCACUACUUUCCGGGCAUCCUGUCGUCCCUGGAGAUCUGGUACGUGUCUGACACCAUCCCUAAGAUGCUGGACGGCUUCCUCAUGCAGCGGGGACGCAUCUCCUUCGUUGGCUGCAUGACUCAGCUCUAUGUCUUCAGCUUCCUGGUGUGCACCGGGUGUGUGCUCCUGGCCUCCAUGGCCUGCGACGGCUACCAAGCCAUCAUGAUGGGGCUGUGCGUCCAGCUGGUGGCCUUCGCCUUCGUGAGUGGCUUCACCAUCUCUGUGAUCAAGGUCUCCUCUAUCUCCAGCACCACAUUCUGUGGCUCCAACGUCCUGAAGCACAUCUUCUGUGACAUCUCCCCCAUCCUCAAGCUGGCCUGCACGGACUUCUCGACCGCCGAGCUGGUCGGCUUCGUCCUGACCUUCAGCAUCCUGGUGUUCCCGCUCGUGGCCACCAUGCUUUCCUAUGGACACAUCACCCUGGCCGCCCCCCGCGUCCCCUCGGCCACGGGCCGCCGGCGAGCCUUCUCCACCCGCGCCUCCUGCCCGGUCACCACCUUCUACAUGGCCUUGAUAUUCAUGUACGUCUGGCCCCAGGCCAUGGAUUCCCGGAGCUCCAACAAGCUCAUCUCUGCUGUUUACACUGUCCUCACCCCAGUCAUCAACCCCUUGAUCUGUUGUCUGAGGAACAAAGAAUUCAAGGAUGCUCUGAAAAAGGCUCUGGACUUAGGUCAACUUUCACAGUAGCACAGUUAAAUGUCCUAUAGUCUAAUCUGUGGUGAUAAUAAAAACAACACCUUAUAGGACACUUUACUUUCUUUAAUAGUGACAAUUUAUGUAAUUAAUUAGUUUAUUUUUGGCUGUGCCACGCAGCUUGCAGGAUGUUAGUUCCCCCACCAGGAAUCGAACCCGCACCCUCAGCAGUGAAAGUGCAGAGUCCUAACCACUGGACCACUGGGGAAU
Messenger RNA from Lagenorhynchus albirostris (white-beaked dolphin), 1288 nucleotides. Its product is annotated as olfactory receptor 6B2-like. The record is from RefSeq and is a predicted model, not a curated record. Lineage: Eukaryota; Metazoa; Chordata; Mammalia; Artiodactyla; Delphinidae. Gene Ontology annotation, molecular function: olfactory receptor activity. Gene Ontology annotation, cellular component: membrane. Gene Ontology annotation, biological process: G protein-coupled receptor signaling pathway.